Molecule: messenger RNA, 1065 nt
Organism: Recurvomyces mirabilis
Lineage: Eukaryota; Fungi; Ascomycota; Dothideomycetes; Mycosphaerellales; Teratosphaeriaceae
Exons: 2
Coding region: 1-1065 (354 amino acids)
Molecular function (GO): 8-oxo-dGDP phosphatase activity
Source: RefSeq, a predicted model, not a curated record
AUGAACCCUGAAGACGAGGGCGACGUCGCAGCCUCCCAGACCGACGGGACAAAGACAGAUCCACCCUCAGAAACAAUGUUCACAAUCGAGGAUCCCACACCCAUAUCCUCCGGACCGAAAAGCUACAUCGACCUGAUCAACGAAUGCGACAACUUCCCGUACUAUCAAACCAACCCUAAGCUCUUCUUCGCACAUAUCCACACAUACUACGGCCUCUACAUCGCUGAUUACCCGGAAACGGAGCUCGGAUACAUUCUUCCCUCAGUAGCAGAAGUGUUCCGCGGUCUACCCGACUGGAAGAUUGACGACAAAGACCGGAGUCUUACACUCAUCAGUGGCAGCACGGAGGAGGAGAGGAGUAUAGUCGUGGCUAUGACAUGUAAAGCUCUACGGGCGACGAAUCAUUUCAAGGUACUGAAGGGUUGGAGAAAUGAGCUAUAUCCUGUGUACGGGCCGAACAGAGAGUUGCUCUUCAGCAUCGAGCGAUCAGCUUGCCCGUUGUUCGGAGUGGUGACUUAUGGCUGCCAUAUGACAGCUUAUACACGGAGCCUACGCCAAGCUUUAGCAGACGAGAAGGCCGAAGCAGAUGAGCUGAAGAUAUGGGUACCACGUCGAGCUAUCACAAAGCAGACAUACGGCGGCAUGCUCGACAACAGUGUAGCCGGCGGUAUCGCGACUGGCGAGGUCAUCUUCGACAGCAUGGUUCGGGAAUGUGCUGAGGAGGCCUCGCUGGCGGAAGAUCUUGUACGGAGUCGAGCCAAGGCCGUCGGGGCAAUCACAUACUUUCACAUUCGGGAUGAGCGAGCAGGCGAGUGCGAGUACGUGUAUGAUCUUGAAUUGCCAGAGGAUGUGGUGCCGAAGCCCAGCGAUGACGAGGUGGAGGGCUUCGAACUAAUGACCGUGGAGGAGGUCAAAGAGCACCUGAGGCGAGGCGAGUAUAAGCCGAAUUGUGCUCUUGUGCUCAUCGACUUCUUCAUCAGACAUGGCAUCAUUCCAGCGGAGGAAGAGGGAUAUGUGGAGAUGGUAGCACGACUGCAUCGGAGGUUCGAGUUUCCGACGAUCUGA